ACAGGUCCUGCGCGCGCACGCACGCAUCAGCACUUCUCUCUCCAGCUCAAGUAACACAGACAAACGCGUCGCCUCUGUGAAGGCAUCAACACAAAGCGAGAAAUGGCUACAGAAACUUUCGACAAGCAGAAGACUAUUGAUCUGCGCAAGAAACACGUCGGUCCGUCGUGUAAAGUGUUCUUCAGCCAUGACCCUAUCAAAAUCGUGCGAGCAAGAGGCCAGUACAUGUACAAUGAGAAAGACGAAAGAUAUCUGGAUUGCAUAAACAAUGUUGCGCAUGUGGGUCAUUGCCAUCCGGACGUGGUGAAAGCAGGAGCCAAUCAAAUGGAGCUUCUCAACACCAACUCUCGCUUCCUUCACGACAACCUGGUCUUGUACGCUCAGCGUCUCCAAGCCACCCUCCCUGAAAAGCUUUCCGUCUGCUACUUUGUUAACUCGGGGUCAGAGGCAAAUGAUCUAGCACUGAGGAUGGCCUGGCAGUACACCGGCCACAAAGACAUCAUUACACUGGAGAAUGCUUAUCACGGUCACGUGUCAUCGCUCAUUGAUAUCAGUCCGUAUAAGUUUCAUCAGAUGGUCGGUGCCAAGCAGAGCCAGCAUGUGCACGUGGCUCUCAGUCCAGACAUCUACAGAGGCAAAUAUCGUGAAGACCACCCGGACCCUGCCACUGCCUAUGCUGAUAAUGUCAAAGACAUUAUUGAAGAUGCCCACGGCAAGGGACGGACGAUUGCUGCUUUUAUCGCGGAGUCGCUGCAGAGUUGCGGAGGACAGGUCAUUCCUCCGGUCGGCUACUUCCAGAAAGUGGCACAGCAUGUGAGACAAGCAGGAGGCAUUUUCAUUGCCGAUGAGGUUCAGGUGGGCUUUGGUAGGGUGGGUUCGCACUUCUGGGGCUUCCAACUACAGGGAGAAGAUUUUGUACCGGAUAUCGUUACUAUGGGCAAACCCAUUGGAAAUGGCCAUCCAAUGUCAUGUGUCAUCACCAGCAGAGAGAUCGCAGAGGGCUUCAUGUCAUCAGGAAUGGAAUACUUCAACACGUUUGGUGGUAACCCAGUAUCAUGUGCCAUCGGACUGGCUGUGCUGGAUGUCAUUGAGAAGGAGGACCUCCAAGGAAACGCCCUGAAAACUGGAGGCUACCUGACUCAGCUUUUAGAAAAUCUCAAAGAAAGACAUCCUUUAGUGGGUGAUGUGAGGGGCCGUGGACUUUUUGUUGGGGUGGAACUGGUGAAAGACCAGAAGAAGCGAACACCUGCUACAGCCGAAGCCCAGGAUGUUAUUUAUAGACUGAAAGAGCAACGGAUCUUGCUAAGCGCCGACGGUCCACACCGCAACGUUCUGAAGUUCAAACCUCCCAUGUGCUUCUCUGAAGAGGACGCUGAACUCGCCGUUGAGAAGAUCGACCAGAUUCUGACGGACUUAGAAAGGGCACUGAACCUCUCCAUGCCUGAAUCGACCAUCUCAGAGAACGGACAUUGUAAGAGAAAGGAACCCAGUGAGGAAAACAACCAUGUUCAUACUUCAAACGGCAGCAGCCAUACGCAGACCAACACACAUCCACACAUCAACAAAAACAAGAGAAUAAGAACUUAACGCACCACACACAGAUACAACAUCUGAACUUCUUUUAACUACACACUAUGUAAUUGUGUCCAUGAUUUGUAACAUUUUUCCAUGUUUUAAUGGAUCUGUAUGACCAUUGUAAGUUUACCUUGCCAUAUAUAUAUAUUUUAGUUGGUGCCGGUCAGAGCUGCAUCUGCAUUUUGGCUUUUAUGAUAUUUUAAACGAUCUAAAUGAAAUAGAACUACCCAAUUUUAGCAAUAAAGACUUUUACACAUC
Triplophysa dalaica is the source of this 1833-nucleotide messenger RNA. It is a transcript of the gene etnppl, whose product is annotated as ethanolamine-phosphate phospho-lyase. The record is from RefSeq and is a predicted model, not a curated record. Gene Ontology annotation, cellular component: mitochondrion. Gene Ontology annotation, molecular function: ethanolamine-phosphate phospho-lyase activity; transaminase activity; pyridoxal phosphate binding. Lineage: Eukaryota; Metazoa; Chordata; Actinopteri; Cypriniformes; Nemacheilidae. The coding region runs from base 103 to 1587 and encodes 494 amino acids. The transcript is spliced from 13 exons.